Messenger RNA from Neltuma alba, 1642 nucleotides. Its product is annotated as hexose carrier protein HEX6-like. The record is from RefSeq and is a predicted model, not a curated record. The coding region runs from base 1 to 1545 and encodes 514 amino acids. Gene Ontology annotation, cellular component: membrane. NCBI's taxonomy places the organism in Eukaryota, Viridiplantae, Streptophyta, Magnoliopsida, Fabales, Fabaceae. Gene Ontology annotation, biological process: monosaccharide transmembrane transport. The transcript has 4 exons. Gene Ontology annotation, molecular function: monosaccharide transmembrane transporter activity.
AUGGCUCUGAGCUUUGCUGUGACAAACGGAAGUGAACACAACAAUGGCAAGAUAACCUUGUUCGUUGUCUUAUCUUGCAUGAUGGCUGCCAUGGGAGGUGUCAUCUUCGGCUAUGACAUUGGCAUAUCAGGUGGGGUGACUUCAAUGGAGCCAUUUCUGGUGAAGUUCUUCCCAGAGAUAUACAAGAAGAUGAAGGAGGACACAGAAGUGAGCAACUACUGCAUAUUUGACAGUCAACUACUGACAACAUUCACUUCAUCGCUCUAUGUGGCUGGGCUGCUUACUUCCUUCAUAGCUUCGUAUAUCACCAGAGCUUUUGGAAGAAAGCCUUCCAUUACUGCAGGAGGUGCUGCAUUUCUUGCUGGUGCAGCCUUUGGUGGUGCAGCUUUUAAUGUCUAUAUGCUCAUUAUUGGUCGCCUUUUGCUUGGUGUUGGAGUUGGCUUUGCAAACCAGUCAGUUCCUCUGUAUCUCUCAGAAAUGGCGCCACCAAGACUAAGAGGUGCAAUCAACAAUGGUUUUACAAACAACGGGUUCCAACUUAGCAUUGGAAUUGGAGCUUUGUGUGCUAAUUUUAUCAACUAUGGCACAGAGAAGAUCAAAGGUGGAUGGGGUUGGCAUAUCUCACUAGCCAUGGCAGGAGUGCCAGCCUUGAUCCUCACACUUGGUGCACUUUUCCUCCCAGAAACUCCCAAUAGCCUAAUCCAACGCAAUAAAGAUCACCAAAAGGCAGAGUUAAUACUUCAACGAAUUCGAGGAACCGAUGAUGUCCAAACUGAGCUUGAUGGUCUCAUCAAAGCAAGUUCAACAUCAAAAGACACUGAUCACUCAUUCAAGCUUAUCCUGAAACGAAAAUACAGACCUCAACUUGUAAUGGCAGUAGCAAUACCGUUUUUCCAGCAAGUGACAGGGAUCAAUGUCAUAGCCUUCUACGCCCCUUUGCUUUUCAGAACACUAGGGUUAGGUGUAAGUGCUUCACUCUUGUCUGCUGCCAUGACUGGCAUUGUAGGCACCGGCUCGACCUUCAUAUCAAUGCUUGUAGUCGACAAAAUUGGCCGGAGAACCUUGUUUGCAAUAGGAGGCAUUCAGAUGUUAGCAUCUCAGAGUAUAGUAGGAGGGAUAAUGGCAGCUUAUCUGAAAGAUAAUGGAGGAUUGAGCAAAGGGUAUGCUUACUUGGUUUUGGUGAUGAUAUGCAUAUAUGUUGCUGGAUUUGGUUGGUCAUGGGGGCCAUUGGGGUGGUUAGUACCAAGUGAGAUUUUUCCAUUGGAGAUUCGAUCUGCCGGGCAAAGCAUCACAGUGGCAGUGAGCUUCCUCUUCACUUUCAUUGUUGCUCAGACAUUUUUGACCAUGCUUUGCCACUUCAAGUCUGGGAUUUUCUUCUUCUUUGGGGGUUGGGUGCUGGUGAUGAGUGUGUUUGUGUACUAUUUCCUGCCAGAGCCCAAGAAUGUGCCUAUCGAACAGAUGCAAAAGGUGUGGCAUGAACACUGGUUUUGGAAGAGAAUGAUGGAUGAAGGGAUUGAGAAGAGAGAACAAGAGAGUGGUCUCUGAUGAAAAGUCUAGAUCCAAGUUUUUUAGGCUCUUCUGUUAUAAUGAAAGAAAACAAAUUAGUUUCCUUCAUACACAAUGCCCAUCAUGUCUCUCUAAU